AUGAAUGAUUCUAGGCAGCAAUCACUGUUUUUCAUCACACCUCCAGAUUUACACAAACUCUGUGCUGUCAGGAUAAUAUUGAGUAAUGAGGUGGCAGAUACUGAGAUUAGAAGUAUACAGAUGAAGAUGUGCAGGCAAUUGCUGUAUUUGCACCAAGAUAUUCUUACAUCACCUGUGCCUGGAAUAUUAAGCCAAAUUUGGGUAGUGAUGGCGAUACCAUUUUAUAAAGCUGGAAAACUUAAUGCCUAUAUUGAAAAAUAUGGAGCUAAGGUAGCGGCUCCACAAAGAGUAAUUCCUGUAAUUCUUCAAAACUGCCUUUCAUAUUCACUCACAGCUAAACUUGCUCCAGCCUGGAAUAAAACUGGCCAUCUCUUGGUGCAAGGGAGAGAAUUUCUUUCUCAGAUGGGAAAGCAAAGUGCUGUUGUAUUAGACAUCAGCGUAACCGAAACUCAAGUUUGUCUAAGUAUAGAAGCUUACACAAUCAGACUGCCAUUACCUGAGCUAAGAGAAUUUGGUAUUUCUCAGAGUAUUAUAAAGGAUUUUGAUACUGACAAGAAUGCUGUCAUUGAAGGACAUUCAAUUUUAAGCAACUGGUGCUACGUUUUGCCAAGUAUGAAAAGGGGACAAAUAAUAAGUAUUCUUCACACCACACCCCCUGACUGUCCUUUUCACUCAUAUGAAGAUUUCCAGAUGCACUGGAAUGACCUGUACGGCUAUAAACUUCCAGAAGAUUGUGGAAAUACUAAAAUAUACUGCAGCAUCUACUUUAAAAUGAUAAGAGGAAAGAUCUUCACAUAUCCUCUCAGCUGCAUCAGAAGUCAGCCCAUACAGUUCUUUCCAAGGGUAGAUUUGGAAGGUGUGUUGAAAAGUUUCAUUUCAGACUUAAAAUCUAAACUGCCUCAUAUCUGUGGCUUUCCCAUAAAGAUGACAACUAAACCAUGCUACUACACACAAGAACUGAUGAAACCUCAUGUACAGGAAAACAAAGUCAAGGCACCUAAUCUGACCACUAAACAAAUGUUCAAGUUCCCUCUGACUCAGGCGCCUUUCACACGACCUGCUCUGGCUGAGAGUCUUCCACCGUGUUCAGUAGUCAUGGACCACAAGGUGGAGCAUUCAGGCAGCCAUCUGAAGAAGCCCUGGGUGUCCUCAACUCUGCACCUCCAGCAAGAAGCUGUCCAGAACAGAAAGAAAUCCGUGUCUGACAAGGCACCCCAAGUACAUUUGGAAGUACCAGAGCCCAACAGAGAAAAGAUUCAAGUUCAAAGCACAAAUUUUAGUUCCCAGAAUAAUAUUGCUCCUCAAUUCAUACCAGUUUUCAAAAAUCAGUCAUUGCAAAUGAACAAAAAUAUCUUAGAACCUGGCAACCUGAAAAGAAAACAGCAUGUUGUUACAGAAUCUAAAUUGUUUUCACUUAAAACUAGCAUGAUGCAAAAUGACAAACUGAAUUUAGAUCCAGCUAUUAGCAAAAGACUUAAUCAUACCAUUCAGAUGAAUGCUAGAAAUUUAAAUCGGAAGACUUCUAGACUACAAGAAAAAAACACUGGGUCCUGUGAAAAUAUGAUAAAAUAUCCCCCUUCUAAUGGAGAAUCAUCAACUGUGAGUUUAAAUGAAAGUAAACACCUGUUUAAUAGUUUAGCAUUUCAGAUGUCAAAUAACAGUUUAGGUGUAACAAACAGUGCUGUUGACUUCCAAGUGAAUGAAAAAGAACAUUUAACAAGCAAAUAUAUAACACAAAUUUUAGGAAAAGGCCACAAGUCACUAAAAAUAAAAAAACAACCGCACAUUUUUGAAUCAGACACAGAAACGGAAGAUCCCCAACUACUACAGCAACAAUCAAUAAAUCAAACUAUGAAAGUUGAUAUAAAUGACCACAAAUUGGUAAGCAAAACAGCCCACAGGUCUAAAAGAAAAUUGUGUCAGGAAUCUUCAAAAACUUCAAAGAGACCUCAUUCCAAUACUAUCCAUUAUGGACAGUCCAGUUUCUCUAGGAACAAGGUACAUGAUGUGGCCAAAUCAAAAGCUCAGAAAUCUCUCAUCCCUAAAGCUUAGAACAUGGAUGUGAAGGAAGGAAAUGUCCACCAGAGAUAACCACUCUGAAUAUGGAUGGACAUUCACACACUCCUAUGAGCAUGGAACCAGG
Messenger RNA from Callorhinus ursinus (northern fur seal), 2143 nucleotides. It is a transcript of the gene CUNH18orf63, whose product is annotated as chromosome unknown C18orf63 homolog. The record is from RefSeq and is a predicted model, not a curated record. NCBI's taxonomy places the organism in Eukaryota, Metazoa, Chordata, Mammalia, Carnivora, Otariidae.